Messenger RNA from Pseudogymnoascus destructans, 768 nucleotides. RefSeq names its product dihydrofolate reductase (gene DFR1). Gene Ontology annotation, cellular component: mitochondrion. Bases 54 to 704 code for a protein of 216 amino acids. NCBI's taxonomy places the organism in Eukaryota, Fungi, Ascomycota, Leotiomycetes, Thelebolales, Thelebolaceae. The transcript is spliced from 2 exons. Gene Ontology annotation, molecular function: NADP binding; dihydrofolate reductase activity. Gene Ontology annotation, biological process: tetrahydrofolate biosynthetic process; folic acid metabolic process; glycine biosynthetic process. The record is from RefSeq and is a predicted model, not a curated record.
GCGUUCGCGUUCGCGUUCCGUUCGCGUUCAAGCACAUCCCUCUAUUGGCAACGAUGACUUCUCAGACCAUGGUUCCCAAAGAAUUGACCAUCAUAGUGGCUGCCACUGCCCGAAACAUGGGUAUCGGUUGCGCCGGCGAGCUUCCCUGGACCGGCCUCAGGAAGGAGAUGGCAUAUUUUGCACGUGUCACGAAGCGUACCCCAUUGGCUGCUACCCCAAAUCCAGAAUCCCCCAGGCCGGUGAGGAACGCAGUACUAAUGGGUCGCAAGACCUGGGACAGCAUCCCCCUCAAGUUUAGGCCGUUGAAGGGGCGAGUGAAUAUCGUGCUCAGUCGCUCACAUACAACUCCAAAACCGCUUGCGGAGAUCGAUACUGAUGCGGAGCCUUUACGAGUUGCAUCAUUAUCUAAUGCUAUGCAAGCGCUCGAGACUAGCAGCGACAUUGGCAAGGUAUUUGUGAUUGGUGGGGCUGAAAUCUAUCGCAUGGCGAUACAAGAGCAGGCGACCAAGAGGAUUCUGGUAACAAAGAUCCUCUCCGAUUUCGACUGUGACACGUUCUUCCCAAUAUCACUGCCUGGAGACGAUGGCCAAUGGACGGAGAAGGGCAAGGAGGAACUGGACGCUUGGGUCGGCGAGGAUGUUGCCUCGGGAGAACAGGAAGAGAAUGGCAUUAAGUAUGUCUUCGAGAUGUAUGAGAGAGAAUGAAUCCAAGCGUCACAAGCAUGGGCAGACCACUUAUUGUUCAUUACGAUCGCCACAACUAAAAAUG